This is a messenger RNA of Vicia villosa (hairy vetch), 468 nucleotides long. RefSeq lists its product as uncharacterized. Bases 1 to 468 code for a protein of 155 amino acids. The record is from RefSeq and is a predicted model, not a curated record. NCBI's taxonomy places the organism in Eukaryota, Viridiplantae, Streptophyta, Magnoliopsida, Fabales, Fabaceae. The transcript is spliced from 2 exons.
AUGUCAGUUGAAUUGAUGACGAUAGCCUACGGAAAGUUCUCGAAAGCAGCAAGUUUGGUGGUGAAUCCACGAAAAUGUCGCUUGUACUGUGCUGGUCUUGAUGAAGAGAUAGGGAAAGAUAUGUUGGCAGCAUCAGGAUUCCUGGAAGGGCAGAUGUCGUUUAAAUAUCUAGGAGUUCUCGUGAUAAGAAUGCUGCAGAAAAUUGAAAGCAUUUGUCGUAAUUUUCUUUGGACUGGUGGUUACGAGGGUAGCCAAAAAGUCCCAAUAGCAUGGAAACAGAUGUGGAGACCGAGAGGCUAUGGUGGAUUAAAUAUCAUUGAUAUUGAAGUGUGGAAUAAAGUUAGCUUAAUGAAAUUGAUGUGGAACUUACAUGGUAAGGAAGACUCGUUGUGGGUAAAGUGGGUGCAAGCUUAUUAUCUUAAGCAUAAUAAUCUGAUGGAAGUUCAAGCUAAAGCAAAUGACUCAUGA